Molecule: messenger RNA, 360 nt
Organism: Tremella mesenterica DSM 1558
Lineage: Eukaryota; Fungi; Basidiomycota; Tremellomycetes; Tremellales; Tremellaceae
Exons: 3
Coding region: 1-360 (119 amino acids)
Source: RefSeq, a predicted model, not a curated record
AUGACAUAUGGAAUCCAAUGGGAUGAAGACAGACAAGAAUUGUAUAUUCCAGUUAUUCCAAAUAACCACAUCGAUCAGAAGACCACCAUAGAGGGGGAAGGAGAGAAAGAGUAUAGAUUAACACCUUGGAGAGAAGAAGAUAGGGGAGAUAUGGUGAGAAUUUGUAAUCAUCCAGAAAUUGGUAAAUGGUCUUUCCGUAGACCAUUUCCGUUCUUACCUUCCGAUGCCGACUAUUUCUUAGUUCUUCGACGACCUGAAAUCCAACAUACCCUCUCUCUCCUCUACUAUAUCUUACAAUCCAUCUACACAAAAAAACGAGAAAAACCUAUCCGUUUUAUCUUCCGUAUCAAGCCUCAAUGA